This is a messenger RNA of Cornus florida, 1235 nucleotides long. Its product is annotated as glucan endo-1,3-beta-glucosidase-like. Lineage: Eukaryota; Viridiplantae; Streptophyta; Magnoliopsida; Cornales; Cornaceae. The coding region runs from base 110 to 1138 and encodes 342 amino acids. Gene Ontology annotation, molecular function: hydrolase activity, hydrolyzing O-glycosyl compounds. The record is from RefSeq and is a predicted model, not a curated record. The transcript is spliced from 3 exons. Gene Ontology annotation, biological process: carbohydrate metabolic process. Gene Ontology annotation, cellular component: plasma membrane.
GGUUUUUCAUUAUUACUUUCUCAAUCUCCUGAUCUUAUACAAAGAAUAAGAAUAGGUUGGUUAUUCAUUCUGGAUAUUUCUACGAAUUAGAGAGUAGCAUAUAUUUUAUAUGGUUGCUAUGCUGCUUCUACUUGUGCUACUGUUACCUACCACAGACAAAGCAGGUGCACAAUUCACAGGUGUGUGCAAUGGAGGCAACAAUUUUCUAUCCGCGCGGGAAAUUGUAGACUUGUACAAAUCGUAUGGCAUUGGGAGGAUGCGAAUCUAUGAGCCAAACCAAGCAACUCUGCAGGCACUCAGAGGAUCCAAUAUAGAACUCAUCCUCGGCGUUCCGAACUCGGAUCUUCAAGUGCUUGCAUUCGAUGCUUCAGCUGCAACUCAAUGGGUACAGAGGAAUGUAAGAGCUUACUCACCGAAUGUCAAGUUCCGAUACAUUUCUGUGGGAAAUGAAGUAGAUCCCAACGCUGGUACAGGUCAGUUUGUUGAGUUUGUUCUCCCGGCAAUGCAAAACAUCCACAAUGCCAUUGUAGCAGCCGGAUUACAAGACCAAAUCAAGAUUUCGACAGUAACUUACAUGGGACUUUUGGGUAAUUCGUAUCCUCCAUCACAAGGUGCAUUCAGAGACAACGCAAGGUGGUUCAUGGAGCCCAUCAUCAGCUUCCUAGUUAACAAUAGUGCUCCAUUACUUGCCAACAUAUAUCCGUACUUCAGCUAUAUUGCUAACCCCCAAAACAUUCCGCUUCCUUAUGCCUUGUUUACUGCAGAAAAAGUAUUUGUACGAGACGGUUCAUUAGAAUACAGAAACUUCUUCGAUGCAUUGCUGGAUUCCAUGUAUUCUGCUGUUGAGAAGGUCGGUGGACGGAGUUUGGAGAUCGUGGUGUCGGAGACUGGCUGGCCGUCUGAGGGUGGUACUGCAGCAACUGUGGGGAAUGCAAGCACUUACCAUAGAAAUUUGAUGAAUCAUGUCAAGGGAGGGACUCCAAAGAGGCCAGAAAGGGCUAUACAAACUUAUUUGUUCACAAUGUUUGACGAGUACCAAAAUGCUGAAUAUUUUGGCCUGUUCAGUCCUUACAAGCAACCUAAAUAUCAAAUUUCUUUCAAAUUAGCUUCUUUUUAUUUAUUUUGUCCUGUCAAAUAAUUCAAAAUUCUUGGAAAGACUUCAACUCUUUAGAUACCAUUAAGCUUCACACCGUCAAUAAAUUGCUUACAAUUAAGAUAUUAAUGGAUUUUGAAAA